AAUUUUCAGUGUCGUUUUUUUGAGUAGUGACUUGAUCAUGAUUAAGGACGCGACCAUCAUUAAGAUAUCAUCAAAACUUACUGAAUGUUUAGGAUUACUUAAAAAGUAUGACUGGCUUUUAAACUCAUAUGUGCUGGACUUUUAUAUAAAGGAUCACUGGCAGCAGCUGCCGGUAAGCUGGCAGCGGCACUUUGAAAACCUACCCAUAGAAGCUCUAGCAGAACUGCUCCAAGGUAAUGGUAAUGUACGCUUUAAUAUAUGGCCCUUGGAGCUGUUAGCAAUUCGACAGCUUUUGAGUACGCUUUGCGUUAGCCGCAUCCAAAAUCGCGAGAUUGAGCAAACGCUUCCUUCUUGUCCGUUGCUACAGCACCACAAGCUAAAGCACAUGUUUAUAAAGUGCGUCAAACCGAAGAAGCAGCACGAGAUCAAGAAAAUGGCAUCGAUUUGCGCUCGCAGUUGCCAAAGAUUACCCGUGGAUUUUGUGGUAGAUUUUGGAGCUGGCCUAGGUCAUUUGGCACGUGUACUUGGCUAUGGGUAUGGCAUUAAGGUGUGCUGUUUUGAAAUGCAAACAGAAUUAAACGAACAGGCGAAGCUCAUUGAUAAACGACUUGAAUCUAUGGCAGCGAAGCAUCUUGAUGUUAGAGAAAGAGAUCAUUUUAAGCAGCCCGCACAUCUAACAGAGCGUUUGACAAAUAACACAACAUCUUCCGAGUUUAUUGAAAGCUUGCGGAAAGCCUUGCAGCUGGUUGACGAGGACUUUAGUUUUGGUAUUGUUGGAUUGCAUCCUUGUGGUGACCUGUGUGCUAUAUUAAUGCGUAUGUUUAAAAGCUGCAAACAAGCAAAGUUUUUGAAUUUCGUUGGUUGCUGCUAUCAAAAGCUGAGCACGUCCCAGACACAACCUGAAGCUCAGCUGCAUGGCUACCCGAUGAGUGAGUUGCUACAGAAUAGAUUGCACAAUGACGAUAGUGACGGUUCCAGUGUCCAACUUAGCUAUGAAGCUCGCGAAGUUGCUUGUCAUGCCAUCGAAAUGUACCACGAUCGAUUAGCCACCGGGCAAUAUGAGUACCUGAAAAUUCAUUCAUUUCGAGCCGCAGCUGAAAGGAUAAUAGUUGAGCAUACCCCGGAACUAAAGCAUAGCGGCUUGCGUAACGUAAAGCAUACUCCGAAUAUGAGCUUCGAUGACUACUUCUACAAAGCCGUACAAGGCACACGGAUUUACACGCUGAAUCGAUCGCUUCUGCAUAAUUCCGAAACUGAAACAGAUUUGCUGCACUGGCGACGAAUCGUCAUUUUCUACACUCUGCGCCUGAUGUUAGCACCUCUGGUAGAAAGUAUUAUUUUGUAUGACCGAAUGCUGUUUUUAUUGGAAAACGGAUGUCAAGUACAUAUAGAGGCCAUUUUUGAUAGCAUUAUAUCACCAAGAAAUCAUAUAACCAGCGCUGCAAAAUACUGACUCAGUUAUCCAAGCGUACUUCUUUCAUAUCUAAUCUUGUCUGGGUUCUGAUGUAGCAAA
Molecule: messenger RNA, 1513 nt
Organism: Scaptodrosophila lebanonensis
Lineage: Eukaryota; Metazoa; Arthropoda; Insecta; Diptera; Drosophilidae
Product: protein RRNAD1
Exons: 4
Coding region: 38-1453 (471 amino acids)
Source: RefSeq, a predicted model, not a curated record